Pelobates cultripes (western spadefoot toad) is the source of this 1341-nucleotide messenger RNA. The record is from the annotation of a GenBank genome assembly. Lineage: Eukaryota; Metazoa; Chordata; Amphibia; Anura; Pelobatidae.
AUGGCCAGCACAGAGCACACUACCUAUAUAGCAUACACUACCUAUACAGCAUACACAGCCAGCAAAGAGCACACUACCUAUACAGCAUUCACAACCUAUACAGCAUACAUUGCCAGCACAGAGAGCACUGCCUAUACAGCAUACAAUAACUAUACAGAAUACACUGUCAGCACAGAGCACACUACAUAUACAGCAUACGCUGCCAGCACAGCGACACUACCUAUACAGCAUACACUGCCAGUACAGAGCACAUUGCCUAUACAGCAUAAACUACCUAUACAGCAUACACGGCCAGCACAAAGAACACUGCCUAUACAGCAUACACUACCUAUACAGCAUACACUACCUAUACAGCAUACGCUGUCAGCACAGAGCACACUACAUAUACAGCAUACACUGCCAGCACAGCGACACUACCUAUACAGCAUACACUGCCAAUACAGAUCACAUUACCUAUACAGCAUACACUACCUAUACAGCAUACAUUGCCAGCACAGAGCACACUACCUAUACAGCAUUCACAACCUAUACAGCACACAUGGCCAGCACAGAGCACACUACCUAUAUAGCAUACACUACCUAUACAGCAUAUACAGCCAGCAAAGAGCACACUACCUAUACAGCAUUCACAACCUAUACAGCAUACAUUGCCAGCACAAAGAACACUGCCUAUACAGCAUACACUACCUAUACAGCAUACACUGUCAGCACAGAGUACACUACAUAUACAGCAUACACUACCAGCACAGCAACACUACCAAUAUAGUGUACACUGCCAGCACAGAGCACACAACCCAUACAGCAUACACUUCCAGCACAGAGCACACUACCUAUACAGCAUACACUGCCAAUACAGAGCACAUUACCUAUACAGCAUACACUACCUAUACAGCAUACACUGCCAAUACAGAGCACACUACCUAUACAGCGUACACUGCCAGUACAGAGCACAUUACCUAUACAGCAUACACUACCUAUACAGCAUACACUGCCAAUACAGAGCACACUACCUAUACAGCGUACACUGCCAGAACAGAGCACACUACCUAUACAGCAUACACUACCUAUACAGCAUACACUGCCAAUACAAAGCACACUACCUAUACAGCGUACACUGCCAGGACAGAGCACACUACCUAUACAGCAAAUACUACCUAUAAAGCAUACACUGCCAGCACAGAGCACACUACCUAUACAGCAUUCACAACCUAUACAGCAUACAUUGCCAGCACAAAGAACACUGCCUAUACAGCAUACACUACCUAUACAGCAUACACAGCCAGCACAGAGUACACUACAUAUACAGCAUACACUACCAGCACAGCAACACUACCAAUAUAG